Messenger RNA from Alternaria arborescens, 957 nucleotides. RefSeq lists its product as hypothetical. The record is from RefSeq and is a predicted model, not a curated record. The transcript is spliced from 2 exons. NCBI's taxonomy places the organism in Eukaryota, Fungi, Ascomycota, Dothideomycetes, Pleosporales, Pleosporaceae. Bases 1 to 957 code for a protein of 318 amino acids.
AUGGUCAAAAUCGCGGUAGCAGGUGGCACUGGAAACGUCGCAACUAAUUUCCUCAAAAAUGCAAUCGCGUCCGGCAAUCACGACAUCACCAUCUUCACUCGCUCCGCCCCAACAAAACCUCACCCAUCUUCUAAGGUCACCUACAAGCAAGUAGACUACACGGAUCGCGAUGCCCUCACUAGUGCUCUCGCGGGCUUCGAUACCGUCCUAUCUUUCUUCGUUGUCCACUUAGACGUAGACAACGUAGCCCAGAAGAACCUAAUCCAUGCAUCAAUUGCGGCAGGCGUCUCACGCUUUGCACCUAGCGAGUGGGGUAUCGCAAACUACAGCGGCGUCCCAAGUUACGAGAACAAAGACUUCAUCAGAAAGUAUCUCGAAGACCUUGACAGCAAAGGUGAACUGGGAUCCAUGCAAUACUGUCUCUUCCAGCCAUCCAUCUUCAUGGACUACUUUGCGCACCCAUACCCGCUCGAACGCGAUCUGAUCACCUGGCCCUUCUUCCUCGACUUCGAGAACCGACGUGCUAUGGUGCUCGAUGACGGAAACCAACCCCUUGUCAUUACUGCUAUUCAAGACGAUGCUGAGAUCCUCGCUCGUGCGCUCGAUGACACGCGUCCGUGGCCCAAGGUCGGUGGUAUCACAGGCUAUCGCACUACCAUCAACGAACUGCUCGCUCUGGGCAAGAAGAUUAGGGGAGGAGACUGGAAGGUCGAAUACGUGAAGAGUGAGGAUAUUGCCAAGGGAGAGUUGAAGACAAGCUGGCUGCCGCUAAUUAGUCAUCCCACGGUUGGAGAUGAUGUGAGAGAGGCGUUUAGCAAGCAGUUUGUCCUCAUGUUCUUUGAGGCGAUUAGCAGUGGUGGCUGGGUUGUUAGUGACGAGUUCAAUCAGCGGUUCCCAGACUACAAGUUCAUGGGCGCGGAGGAGUAUCUGACCAAAGCUUGGGAGGGUAAGCCGUAG